AUGGACAGAGGGGAACCUGUCAUGAUGCAAGGCAAAGUAAAAGGUUAUCAACACAAAGACAAACUCAUGUUAGAUGAAGACAAGUUUAGAAACCUGUCCAUGCUUGAGAGAUCAACCAUAAGGAAGGUUGCUUCUAAGAUGGAAGUAAGCAAGACAACAAUUGGUAGAUUUCUUAAGAGGAAUCAAUUGAAACCUCAUACAAGUGCUAUCAAGCCUACACUUACUGAAACCAACAAAAUUGCAAGGAUAAAAUGGUGUCUUUCUCAUAUUCAGCCAACACUCGCUGAAGGUAAACUUCUUUACCAUUCAAUGCACAACAUUGUCCAUAUUGACGAGAAAUGGUUCUACAUGACAAAGACAUCAGAUAGAUACUACCUGUUGCCGGAUGAAGAUGUGCCAUACAGGUCCUGUAAGUCCAAGAGAUUCAUCACUAAAGUGAUGUUCAUGGCUGCUGUGAGUAGGCCACUAUGUGGGCCUGAUGGAGACAUCAUAUUCGAUGGUAAAAUAGGGUUAUUUCCAUUCACAGAACAGAUACCAGCCCAAAGAAGUUCAAAGAACAGGCCAAAAGGGACAAUGGAGACAAAGCCAAUUCAGUCAAUUACCAAGGAAGUCAUGACAGCUUGUCUCAUAAACCAGAUUAUACCAUCAAUCAAAGCCAAAUGGCCAGCCAAUGCAAGCAAGAAGAUUUUCAUACAGCAAGAUAAUGCCAAACCUCACCUUAGAGCAGCUGAUCAUCAAUUUGAGGCACUUGCAAGUACUGAUGGAUUUGAAUUCCAUCUAAUUAGCCAACCACCCAACUCCCCAGACACAAAUGUGUUAGACCCUCGGACCCUGAAUAGAGUUUUCAUCACUUUGCAAAGCUGUUUGACAGCAAUAUUACAAGUGCAUGGGAAGAAUGAUUAUAAGAUCCCUCAUAUGAACAAGAACAGGUUGGAAAGAACAGAGGGGUUGCCUUUACAACUUCAGGUUGAAGAAGGAUUGGUGAGAGAGAGCUUGGAGUAUCUAAAGCUGCCUGAAAACAACACUGGGGACUCAUAUGACAUAGGGCGGCUUAACCAUGCUUUAGGGUACUAG
Molecule: messenger RNA, 1074 nt
Organism: Salvia splendens (bonfire salvia)
Lineage: Eukaryota; Viridiplantae; Streptophyta; Magnoliopsida; Lamiales; Lamiaceae
Exons: 3
Coding region: 1-1074 (357 amino acids)
Biological process (GO): DNA integration; DNA transposition
Molecular function (GO): DNA binding
Source: RefSeq, a predicted model, not a curated record